AACUGAAUGUAGCAGAAUUAUUCUACUAAGAAUAUGUCAAGAAAUUUGUCAUUUGCCAUUACCAAUUGUUACUCCUAAUAUUGUACCUCCAAAAAAUUUGCGUCGGCUGGAAGUUCCACUUAUAAAUUCUGUAAUAGUAUUACUUAUCUAGACUUAUGGGCCUAUGUACAAUCCAGAAUCAUUUAACAAUGAUAAAAUGCUACGUUUGCCUUCACAGGACAACAGUGACCAGGCUUUGUGGGCUAUCUUCGGGCGCAAUGAGGACCUAACGCCUCAAACAAAUGGAGUCGUUAGAGCACAAGCGAAUUCUCUUGACCUGUCGCAAGAGGAACAGACUGGACAUGCUGAUACUUCAACGGCAACCGACAAUCUGAACAAGAAUGCAGACAACUAUCUGCAACCAGGCCCUUCUUUUUUAAUUGCUUCUCAGCUCUCCUCACAAACAAACAAAACAACAAACUCGAUGACUCGGUAUGGUGCACGUUAUGUCUCAGCAGAAGCACCCAUAUCAGUUAAAGCAAGCGUUCCUUCCUUGCCACGGGUAACUUAUGAUCGACUUUGUAAAGAAGCCGCACUUUCUUGCGGAUUGCCUUCAGAUGCUUUACAUCCGUACGAAGCAAAAAUGCUUGGUGAGAUUCUGGAAACGUCUUCAUGGCUUACUAAGUAUGUCGAUAUUCGUAAUGGUUUGUGUUACCUCUGGAUACGGAAUCCGACUUUGUUUAUAUCCUUUACGGAAGCUCUCGGAAUCGUUCGUGAGAAAGAUACGUUUCCUCUUGCUUCGUUGGCUUUCGAAUUUCUUACUCGAAAUGGUUAUGUCAACUACGGUUGUCUCUAUAUUCCUUUUACUGUUCCCUACAACGAAACAUUACCACAGAAAUCUGUUGCCGUUGUCGGUUGUGGACUGGCUGGGCUCAGUUGUGCUAGACAACUGGCUAACCUUUUCGCACAAUACGAACAAGAUUUUGUUAACCGAAAUGAAAACGUUCCAAGACUUGUUGUUUUUGAAGCAGAUUCACGUAUUGGUGGUCGGAUCCUUAGCCAUCGUCUGGAAUCAUCACAAACAAAUGCGGACGUGGAAAAGACAUCCAGCACGGAUGAAGAACCAACCCAACAUUUUAUUGAAAUAGGUGCAGACAGAAUUUUGGAGAUGAAUAAUGCAAUGGAUCCUCUACGUAUCGUUGCCGAUCAGCAACUUUCACUUGACGUUCAGAUUCAUGAAACGCCCCUAGUAAAACUGAUAAGUGAGGACGGAUCGUCUGUGGAUCCUGCAACCAUUCAGCGUAUUUGCGAACUAUUCGACUGUGUAGUUUUUGCAGUAACCUUAUCAAAUGACAAAAUUACACUAAACGGUGUUCUUACACCUGAAGAACAAUCUCUGCGAGAGCGUUUAGAUUUUCUUCAACGCUUUGGCUAUCAUCUAUCUCUUGAACAUUUUCGCUUUUCUAAUGAAGGCUCCCUUGGAAGUACUCUAAAGCGAGCGCUUUCUAUCCUUAAUGACUUUAUACAAUUUAAUGACGUGGAACUACAAGUACUGAAUUGGUGCUUAAAUUACCUCCAACAGGGAGUAGGUGCAAAUCUUGAUUUUGUUUCGACAAAGUGCUGGUCUUGUCAUUACCAACCAAUCUGUCAACUUUCAAAUUCAAUGACCAUUGGAGAAGGUAUGUCAUCAAUCGUUCAACACAUGGCAUCCACUCCUACUCCUCUUCCUAUUCAGCUUAAUCACUCCGUUGUUAGUGUUAAAUAUAAUGACACGGGUGUGCAACUGAUCAGUAGUAAUCAGCAAGUGAUUAACGUGGACAAAGUGGUCUUGUGUCUACCAUUGUCUGUAUACAAAAAACAUACCUUAACAUUUGAACCUGCCCUUCCCGAUUGGAAGGUUACUUCUUUAAAUCGGGUAAGCACCUCGAAUUUCCGCAAAGUCAACCUACUUUUUAGUCAUGCUUUUUGGGACUCGGAAGCAACGGUAUUUGGUAAAGUGUUAGGAAAUUCAUUUAACGACAUACCCAUGCAGUCGCUCAUCUUCUUUAAUUAUUUUAAACAAACGGGACUUCCGUUGUUGAUAACAAAUUAUUUCGCUUCUGAAAAUGAGUCGGAUUCGGAGAUUUCUGAAAAAGUGAUGAAUGCUUUAACGGAUCAAUUCUCUCACAUGCAGAACUUUGUACGACCAAAAAGUGUUUUUAUUAGCAACUGGAAUACUUUACCCUUCAGCUCUGGAUCUUUGUCUGUAGCUACUUCUUCGUUUUCGGCUGCCGAUUACAAGGCACUAGCAGCGCCUUUAGAGAAUACUGUUUUUUUCGCAAGUGAUUCCAUGUCAGGUGAAUCGUUGGGAACAUUGCAUUCUUCUUUUCGUUCUGGUUUAAUGGCUGCUCGUGAUGUUUUAGCUUCGCUGGUCGGGGACGUUGCUAUUCCACAGACACUUAUUGUGAAUCAAGCUUCCAAACAAACGAAUACCACUACACAAUCAUCAAAUACAAGCUCUACCAGAAGGAAUACCAGGUCACGAGAACAAGUAACUCCUAAGUUUUCGUACCGCUCCGAAUACAUAAAAGCCAAGCAAGCACGUCUAGAAAAAGAAAAUCAAGAAUGUCAAAUGCUCAUACAAGAGUUGUUGGGUGCACCCCCAGAAAUGCCGUCAAGACCGACAGCAAAUCCUUUUUUGUUGUAUCAAAAAACCCAGUGGCAUGUUUGCAAAGCAAUGGCAGAUAAAGAUAGACAAGAGGCCACAGGUGAUCCUGAAGCAAGGGCUACUAAAAACGAAAUUCGAGCUAAACUUGGUCGAUCAUGGCGCGACUUAGAUGAAUCUGGAAAACAGCCUUGGAUCGACGAAGUGAAUGCGAGACGUGCUAAUUAUACCGCUCUAAUGGAGGAAUACCAGCGUCAACUGAAUACUUUUAACACCAGAGCAGCCCAAAUUAAAGCCGAGCAUAGGCGAAAAUGUGAAGCACAACCCAUCCCGGUCGAAGAAUCAAGGCUUCAGGCACUCGCUGAAAACGAAGAGGAAGAACGAGCCCGCAACGAACCCCCAUCUACUAAUUCUCAUAUGAGCAACGUUUAUGACGAAAGCGAUGAUGAGUACCAUGAUGAAGGAGAGGAUGAGGAUGAUGAUGUUGCUGAUGAUUUGUAUUCUAACGGUUACUUGUGAUAAUUCAGACAAAAAAUACUCUCCUUUUUAUACUACACAUACAUCUAAAAACCUUAAUGUCUCUCAAAUAUAUUAUUUAUACAACAUAGUUUAUCGCUUUCAGUGUUACUGCUAAAGAGUUUGCUUUAAUUAUAGCC
This is a messenger RNA of Schizosaccharomyces japonicus yFS275, 3279 nucleotides long. RefSeq names its product histone demethylase SWIRM1. The coding region runs from base 164 to 3142 and encodes 992 amino acids. The transcript has 2 exons. Gene Ontology annotation, molecular function: FAD-dependent H3K4me/H3K4me3 demethylase activity; DNA binding; promoter-specific chromatin binding. Gene Ontology annotation, biological process: facultative heterochromatin formation; subtelomeric heterochromatin formation; replication fork arrest at mating type locus. The record is from RefSeq and is a predicted model, not a curated record. Lineage: Eukaryota; Fungi; Ascomycota; Schizosaccharomycetes; Schizosaccharomycetales; Schizosaccharomycetaceae. Gene Ontology annotation, cellular component: subtelomeric heterochromatin; chromatin; nucleus.